Onychostoma macrolepis is the source of this 990-nucleotide messenger RNA. Its product is annotated as polyubiquitin-like. Gene Ontology annotation, cellular component: nucleus; cytoplasm. The coding region runs from base 195 to 671 and encodes 158 amino acids. Gene Ontology annotation, molecular function: ubiquitin protein ligase binding; protein tag activity. The record is from RefSeq and is a predicted model, not a curated record. Gene Ontology annotation, biological process: modification-dependent protein catabolic process; protein ubiquitination. NCBI's taxonomy places the organism in Eukaryota, Metazoa, Chordata, Actinopteri, Cypriniformes, Cyprinidae. The transcript has 2 exons.
UAAUGAUAGACCUUCAUCCGCGAUUGAAUGGAAUGGAAACAGAAAGUGACGUUGUGAAGUUUUCAGAAACGAAACACUAUUGUUUGUGGGCGGGACUUAAGUUGAGGCUUUAAAUGCACGCCUCCAUCCACAGACACCUUAUUUGAUGCUGGAGUGAUUUACCUGACUCCAAAUAUCUUGAUUCAGCAGAAGAUAUGAACAGCUCGGUAAUGGAACUGAAAAUAAAACUGAUGGGAGGAGAUGAGAGGAGUCUGGAAGUGAGAGGUGAUGCCACGGUUGGCGAACUCAAGCAGCUCAUUUCUCAGCUCUUCAGAGAGCCUCCUUACAAACAGAGGCUUUCUGCCGAGAACGGAUGCCUUAUCAGCCUUGAUUCCAGAAAACUCAGCGAUUACGGUUUGCAGUCAGGCUCACUUGUUAUCCUGCUCAUCAACAAACCUUUCCAGGUGUUUGUUCAAAACGAAAAGGGCAUAAUAGGAACGUAUGAUGUUGAUGUCAAUGAGACCGUAGAUCAGCUCCAGACUAAGAUCUACAACAAAGAGAGAGUCCCAAAGGAUCAACAGAAACUGGUUUACAACGGCAAACAGCUGGAGUCUGGCAAGAAGCUGCAAGACUACAACAUCAAAUCAGGAGACACCCUUUACAUGACUCUCCGGCUCCGGGGAGGUUCAUAGAGGAGAUCAGCACGACCAGGAUUCAUAACUGAUCCAAUUCAUUAAUAGGCCUAAAAAAAACCGAAAUAUGCCAAAAUAGCAAAGUCAAAUUGAAAGUGUCGGUCUAGAUAAGAUUACUAUCUGUAAAUGCACUUUUAUGCCUGUUAAUUACCUAUUCUAUUUAAUAUCUUGUGUCAGAAUAUUUAUUUAUUUUGAUUUUGAUUUAAUGUAUUCGUGUCAUUUAUUAAACUUAUACAAUAUAGAAUAAGUGCAACUUUCCAGUUUAAGAUUUCUACAUGUGCUGCUGGCCAACAUUUGUUGUUGAAUAAAAUGUAAAUGC